AUGGACGGCGGGUCGCGGGCAGGAGGCGGGAACAGGCGCAGCGGAGAGUCUGGCAGAGUGCGGACGGUUCCGUCACGACAGGCGACGCUGUUUGGCGAGGAGGAGGUCCGCCCCUCGGUCAUGGGCCACAUGACCGUAUUUGUGGGCGAGCUGGCCGACCUCAAGCUGCCGGCGGCGGUGGCCAGCAUGCAAGGCGCAGACGGAGACGGCGGCGAGGAAGGCGGCGGGCGCGGCGAUGGCGAGUGCGCAGACAACGAGCCGAGCCCGGCAAGCUUGUUGAGCGGCGGCGAUGGCACGUCGGUGGCGACCACGACCAUGUCCGGCACUGAUGCUGCCACGGUCAGCUCGUCGACGCACAGACUCGCAGCGGCGGCUGGCCGCAUCCCGACCUCGGGAUACGUCCGGGUCGGCGUGCGGAAUCUGAUCAAGCGGACACGAGUUGUCCGCCUCAACGCCGAUGGCUCGCCGUCGGCGUGGAACCAGGUGAAACACAUGCCGGUUGCGGUCCCGCGCUCGGCUGCGCACCCGUUCGGCCUCGUCUCGCUCGUGCUGUACGGGCAGAUCGGCUGUGCGGGGCAGGCGACGUCUGGCGAGGACGAUAUCGAGCUCGGCUCGGUCCUCUUCAAGCUCCACGACGUCAUUCGCGUCCAGCGCGUCGUCGGCUGGUUCCCGCUCCGCGCCGCACACUUUGAGAUUGGCUCCAUCUACCUCGAGCUCACCUUUUCGUACGGCCUCUACGGCUACGGCUACUCGCCGCAGGUCAAGGUGCCCAACGGCGUGGCCGGCGAGGACGCAGUCACCCGCCGCUCCGAGGGCACCGGUCGCGCCACCAUGGUCCCAUCGGCGCAGCCGGCGCCACCGCUGCUGCCGGUGCCACAACCGGCAGCCAUCGGCUACGCUCCCGAGAUGGCGGCGGAUGUCCAGGCGCUAGCUGACGCUCGCGGCGCCGCCCCGCGCUUCCCACUCGUCGCCGCCGCCAUGUCGCGUCUGCCGCACCUGAUGUCGGCGCUCGACUCGGCCGGUUCGCGCCAAGAGCGGCUCGGCCUCCUCCACGCCAUGAUCACCUCGUCGGCCGUCCAGCCCGAAGGCACCGCCGCCGAAACCUCCGCCGAGCGCACCUCCGCCUCGGCUCGCCGCCACCACUCUGCCGAGCAGACUGCGGCCUUUGCAGACUACUUUAAGCCGCUCGUCCACCGCAGAAGCGGAGCGCUGGGUGAUGAUGCGUCGACGUCGCUCGCUGCGCGAAACAGUGACGCCCGCAACACAUCCAGAGCACAGUCGUUCCACGUCCCGUCGGCCGGCGACACCGACGAUGUCACCGGUCUCCGGCGCACCUGGAUGGCGACCGGCGCCGGCGCGUCGCCGUUCACCUCGUCUGAGGCCGUCCUCUCCAGCUCGGCCAUCGACGAGGCUACGCGCAGCCACGACCUGCGCGUUGGUGUUCCACCCAUUGUCAUCCCGCCGUCGACCGAGCCCGCCAUCCGCCGCGUCUCCGACUCCCCACGCGACGCUGCCGGCGACGUCGUCGCAGCUAGCAUCGUCAAGAACGGGGCCGAGCCGCACCACGGCCUUGUCUUCUCCAACGAUCUCCUCCCGCGGAACCGGUCCGUGGUCACGGCCGCAUUGCACUCGGCCGUGGCCUCGGCCUCGGACAUGGAUUCACCGCGGGGACACACACCGCGGGUGGCCGCGGCCACGGGCAUGACCGCCCGCCAGCGUGCUCACUCCUCUCGUCAGCUGAUGCAGAUGGCCUCUGGCCGCUACGCGAUGCAGCGCCGCUCCUCUGUCUCCAUCAUGGCCGAGCGCGAGGUGCUCCAGCCCGAAGCCUCGAACGACGCCAUGCAGGUGGCAGAGCCGUAAA
Messenger RNA from Thecamonas trahens ATCC 50062, 1861 nucleotides. RefSeq lists its product as uncharacterized. The record is from RefSeq and is a predicted model, not a curated record. The coding region runs from base 1 to 1860 and encodes 619 amino acids. Lineage: Eukaryota; Apusomonadida; Apusomonadidae. The transcript has 2 exons.